CAGUGCGAGUCUAAAAACUUCUUCUCCAGCCAUGAGUCUGACGGUCGGAGGCUACCCCCAGAGCUACCCCCACCACCCGCAGCAUCACCACUCGCACCACUACCACCACCCUCAUCAUCCGCUUCCGAACAACGGAGUCGGGACCGGCGCCGGGAGCAUGCCGUCCCCGGCCGCCCCGCACGAUUUCUACGCCUCCGCCUACCCCCACCAGAUGCCCCGCUACCCGGACCACGCCGAGUCGGCCGCCGUCGUCACGACCGGGGGGUACUUCCCCAACUGGAUGCUGACCCCACCGCCGGAGCUAUCCACGGUGUCCGGGCAUAUACCGGACGGCUACCACAGCUUCGGGGCGCCGGGCGCCAACUCACCAGGCGGUACGCAUUACCAGUCGUUCAUUCAGUACGAGAACGGAGUUCCCGUACGAUGCAUCAAGCGUAGAGUGACCGCCAACAAAAAAGAGCGGAGACGGACUCUCAGCAUCAACAACGCCUUCGCACAGCUCCGUGGGUGUAUACCCAACGUACCCUCGGACACCAAACUCUCUAAGAUCAAAACACUACGCCUCGCCACCAGCUACAUAUCCUACCUGAUGGACAUCCUCGCCAAAGACGACCCGGAACUUUCUAGAACGGGCUUCAAAGCGGAACUGACCAAGAAAGUGGCCGCCAACCCGGCGAUCGUGGCGGCUGUCACGCACCCCAACGCCCCCGCGGUCAACGUGAACUGUCACAAAAGUGACGGAAUCGUCACGCCGGCUGUGACGUGUGGCAGGAGUUUACACGAUCGACAGGACGACAAAAGGAAGCGAGAAUCGGACGGUGAGAGCGAGGCAAGCAGCCAGGGUUCGAGUCCAUGUCCGGAGAAGAAACCCAAGGGCAGAACAGGCUGGCCCCAACAUGUCUGGGCCGCGGAGUUGAAAUAACAGUUGAUGUGAUCAUCAACGUACAUCUACCGGACUAA
Molecule: messenger RNA, 960 nt
Organism: Physella acuta
Lineage: Eukaryota; Metazoa; Mollusca; Gastropoda; Physidae
Product: heart- and neural crest derivatives-expressed protein 2-like
Biological process (GO): developmental process; regulation of transcription by RNA polymerase II
Molecular function (GO): DNA-binding transcription factor activity, RNA polymerase II-specific; protein dimerization activity; RNA polymerase II transcription regulatory region sequence-specific DNA binding
Source: RefSeq, a predicted model, not a curated record